UUCUUCUUUUUGUUAAAAAUUACCAGUUGAUCAAGAAUGGAUGCUUCAAACGAAAUCAACGAAGUUGAACCGAAAGACAUCGAUUUCUUCAAAUUCACAAGUCUUGUAGCCGAUGCAAAAGUAUCUUUGCAAGAUACACCUUUCAACACUAUUGAAUAUCCUGCCACAGUAUCGCUACUAGCUGUUUCUAAUAAAUAUGGAAAGUUUGUUGCUGCAACGACUGAUGGCUUUAUCUUGGCCUCAACUAGGGAUCUCAGAAAAACUUUUUAUAGUGCUUCUAAAGGUGCAAUUGUGCCGUUUGACAACAAGAUUACUGUACCAAUUGGGGAGCCUAUUUAUCAAGUUCGUUUUACCGCUGAAGAAACACAGAUAAUUGUAGCAGUAUCCGGAGGGGGUUUGUUAUUGUACAAUAUUGCCGAAAUCGAAAGCAAUAAAAAUGCUACUCAGGCAGCAAAAUCAUAUACAUUUGCCGACGGUAUACGAGACAUACGUCCCAAUCCUGAAGUUUAUCCUAACAUGGUAGCUGUUCUGUUGAAUAACGGAGGAUGUGAAAUUAUCGAUAAAGACAAUGGAGAUACAGUGUGUAAACUCCCGUUAGAUAAUAUAUCAGCAAUCUGUUGGUCACCUAAAGGAAAGCAGAUCGUAUGUGGUAAAAAGGAUGGUGCUCUACAGCAUUUUGAUACAAAAGCUACCUGUAAAUACACGAUUGGUAUUCCGAAUAGUAUGGAAGCUAAUCAGUUGGGAGAAUCCGAGAAUAGAUAUGUGCAAGAUGUUCUCUGGAUUGAGAACGAUAUAUUUCUCGUAAUUUAUGCACGUAAACGUGAGAAUGCGGAAGAUGAUUUCAUUCAUGAUACUUAUCUAAUCAACCGUAAGCCAAAACGCGGUGCAGGUAUCGAUUAUACGUGCCUUCCAGAUAUUGCACCUGCAUAUACAAUUGAAGGAAGAGGAUUUCACUUCUAUAUGGAAAUUAUGCGUGGAUUAGGCAAAGAAAUUGAACAUCUUGUUAUUGUUGCUAGUGCUGCCUGCAGUGAAACCUCGGUGAUUGGUAACGGGGGUCUGGAUGAGAAACAGUGGGCACCGUGGUUGCUGCCAGAAACUGGCAAAGCGAACCUACCCUUAUCAAAAGAGACAUCGCUGGAUACAUAUCCUGUAGGUGUUGCUCUGGAUUUUACAGCAGAUGAAAAUUUACCUCCAAUUGAUGCCAGCACAGAAAAAGAGACAUUACCCGUACCAAUCUUCUACUAUCUUAAUGAUGAAGGUUUACUUGGGGCUUAUCAUUGUUACAACGUGGAAUUGGCCCGUCGAGGGGAAACAUAUAAGUCUCAACCAAAGAGUGAUCUAGCAACCGAUACACCUUCAGCACCCGUUUUAAAUUCUGCAACAACUACUAAUACUGCGUCUUCGAGUGCUUUCGCUAGUGCUUUUGCUAACAACACUCCCUCUAGUGCCUUCAGCGAUCUUUUAAGCGGGAAAAACUCUUCUUUUACUGCAUCAACUUUGGCUACUCAAAGUAAACCAUUCAGUAGCUUUGCGUCUCUGGGUACCAAUACUCCCUCAUUUUCCUCGUUGGGAGCGAGCGCUAAACCUAUGCCUAAGCCGAAUACAGCUGUCUUUGGUGCUUCUUCUGAUUUUGGGUCCACCACAGCUAAUAAAUCAGUGAGCUUUGGAUCUUCUACUGGGUUUGGAUCCUCCAACACUACCAGCAAACCUGCGACAUUUGGUGCUUUAUCAGGCUUCGGCACUACGAAGCCUGCUUCAAUGCCUGCAACGUUCAAUUCACCAUCUCAAAUCGACAACGCACCAGCAUCUGCCACUGCCAACAAUAAUGCUGCAUCGCCGGGUUUAAAUGCCUCUAAGGCUACUGCAUUUUCUACUAGUGCUACUGUUGGCACUACCGACAAAUCUGUGGCACCAACAGUUGCGAUACCUGCUUCAACUACCACUACUUCUAAUGUUCCUGAAGUUAGUAGCAGUGCACCCAGUGAAACAAAGCCAACCGUGAUCACUACCGCUCCUUCCUCUAUACCCCCAUCCUCGAAAACUACACCCAGUAACGUAUCAAAGAUACCCACAGCAGAUACUUCGACGUUGACUGCACCUGUUCCUUCUGUAUCCAUAACUGAGACAUUCAAGCCCACAGCCAAAGAAGGAAUGGCCAAAGAAUACGAAAACAUUUAUAUGACUGUUAAGGCAGAAACUGGCAAGUUGAAAGAAACUUCGACCAAGCUCAAUAAAAGCAUGGAAUACCACACUAAGAUACUGGAAGAUAGGACGGCAGCAAGUUUCUUGGAUGACAAUUUAGUAUGGAAUUUGAAUGAUAUCAACAGCUUGAAUAAACUUACAAAGGAGCUGAUUCAAGAUAAGGAAAAAGAUGAACAGAAAGUAAAAGAAGUGCAACUGUCUGUUAAAUUAUUGAUGGAUGAUUUAAGAAAAUUAUUAGAAAAGAAGGAAGAGAUUAAUUAUCUUUUGCAGUCAAAUGCCAAUGAACAGAUAAUUCAUAUUAUUGAUAACAGGGAAUUAGAUGCAGAAACAAGUUCGGCAUUACGAGCACUAGAGAGUAAGUCAGAGGCCCAUAAUGAUUUACUCAAAAAACUUGAAUGGAGAUUACUUGAGCAUGAAAAAAGAGAAAAGAUCAAAAACCGGCAUACUGAAGGACAACUUUCACUAUACACUCUGCAUCGAGCUAUUCGUGAUAUUGAAUUGGAUAUUAGACGCAAAAAGAAGGAUUUGGAUGAAGCAGAGGAGCGAUUAGCUGAGUUAACUUUGGAAGAAAGUAGCAGACGAGCCAAGCAAGCUUCAGUAGGAUUCACUUGUGAUGAUCUUUCUGAUACUGAUGAAGAAUCAAGCGAUGACAAGCAAAAUGUGUCAAAGAAAACAAUCAAACAAACAACUAUGCAUAUCCGAAGAUAUAACUUUAUGGAUAAAGUUUGUACUGGGUUAAGCAAUCAAGCAACCCUUGAAAUAUCUAUCAAUUGAAUGGGAAAGAGCGUAUAAUUCUCAUUACUCUUUUCCGUUAUAACAAUACAUUCCAAACGUAAAAAUAAUAAUUCACAUACAAGGCCUUCUUGCCGACACUUUGACAUAACGU
This is a messenger RNA of Mycotypha africana, 3088 nucleotides long. RefSeq lists its product as uncharacterized. The coding region runs from base 37 to 2976 and encodes 979 amino acids. Gene Ontology annotation, molecular function: protein binding. The record is from RefSeq and is a predicted model, not a curated record. NCBI's taxonomy places the organism in Eukaryota, Fungi, Mucoromycota, Mucoromycetes, Mucorales, Mycotyphaceae. The transcript has 8 exons.